This is a messenger RNA of Bursaphelenchus xylophilus (pine wood nematode), 388 nucleotides long. Lineage: Eukaryota; Metazoa; Nematoda; Chromadorea; Rhabditida; Aphelenchoididae. The record is from the annotation of a GenBank genome assembly.
AUGAAAGGGGGUGCUGAAUUCCGCCGUCUCCGCAUCGCCGGUCCCCCGGUUUUCGAAUGGACCGCCACUCCCUCUCUCCCCGACUUCCUUGUGGCGUGCGGAGAGAGCGCCGCGAAACGAGAGAGCGGCGAAAACGGCGAGACAGGCAGAGAAAUCGGAAAUAGUGGGGGAAACGGAGAGAUAGGUUAGAGAAAAGAGAGAAAUCACGGGGAAUCGAGAGAGUGGCGAGAGAACAGAGGAAUGGGGCGAGAGUUUCGGGGCGGCUAAGGUGUUCGUCGCCGCCGCAGACGGCCGAAUGAAGGUCAGGUUACGUAACACACUGCGGAGCGGCGGCCCGGUGUUUUCGCGACGACUCCCAAACACUCACAGAUUGGGUUCGGAGGCAUGA